GCUUGUUUACAUUACGCAGUUAGCAUCCGGAAGAGAAACAGUCCAGAUCAGAAUUCAUACAAACUUCCCUAGAAAGACGCGAAGUCAUAGUCAAGACUUCAUACCGCAGGAUAUCAUCUGUCAGUCCGUCAGUUUCAGAUAUACAUAAUGUGGCCAAAUCAAGGACCUCCAAACCCAGCCUACCCAGCCUUCCCCCCUGGCCAAGGCCCAUAUGCUCCAGGUUCCAACCCAGCCUUCCCCCCUGGCCAAGGCCCAUAUGCUCCAGCCUCCAACCCAGCCUACCCUCCAGGCAUGACCCCAGGCAUGAACCCACACAUGCCCCCACCCAUGGCUCCAGGGACCAUGCCCUACGGAGCCCCCGGAGGCCAGCCGUACCCCACUGGCCCUGGGUGCUACCCUGGAGUUCCCCCUGGGGGGGUCCACCCUGGUGCAUACCCUGGGGGGGUCCACCCUGGCUCACACCAUCACCACGGACCGGGGGCGGGGCUUCCCAUGGCAGGGGGGGUGGCUGGGAUGGGCAUGGGACUUGCCGGUCACAAAGGUCACAAAAAGAUGAAGAAGAUGAAGAAAGCUAAGAAAGCUCACAAGAAGCACGGCCACCAUGGCAAGUCUUCCAGCAGCAGCAGCAGCAGCAGCAGCUCAGACUGACCUCUGAAGCAUUCAGAAACCUGCCGUGUUAUGAAAAUAAACCAAAUACAACCAUCCAUGGUUUAACAACAGACAUAACAGUGUAUAAUAACGGUAUACUUUUUAUCUUGAUUCAAAGUAUUUGUGCGUCCUGUAAAUAAUUUUUAACGGGCCAUGUACAAAAAUUCAGCAUAUCUUGCGCUUUCAUUCUAUGUAAUAAACCUGUAAUUGAUUAAAUGCAAUAUUCAAAUUAAAUUAAUACUUUUA
Hypomesus transpacificus is the source of this 894-nucleotide messenger RNA. Its product is annotated as proline-rich protein 13-like. NCBI's taxonomy places the organism in Eukaryota, Metazoa, Chordata, Actinopteri, Osmeriformes, Osmeridae. The record is from RefSeq and is a predicted model, not a curated record. The transcript has 4 exons. Bases 148 to 648 code for a protein of 166 amino acids.